This is a messenger RNA of Plasmopara halstedii, 675 nucleotides long. RefSeq lists its product as uncharacterized. The transcript has a single exon. NCBI's taxonomy places the organism in Eukaryota, Oomycota, Peronosporomycetes, Peronosporales, Peronosporaceae. The coding region runs from base 55 to 246 and encodes 63 amino acids. The record is from RefSeq and is a predicted model, not a curated record.
AUCAACCCAGAUCCAGGUGAAGCCAUCUAUCAAUAGCACCCUGAAUUACGAAUAAUGAUAGUGUAUAGUGCGAGAGGUUUUGCAACUGUGCGUAAAAGUGAAUUAUUAAGCCAACUUAUGCUUAGAUUGUAUCUUUACGGUGAACAACAAUAUCGGGCGGCGAGUACACGCGAUGCUGCUGCGACUUCCGAUGAUCAGCGUGAUUAUCAUGAGGACUUGAUUUACAAAACUUUAAUCCAUUGCUAGCCAACGUAUCCGAAGCGUUAGCCACAUUAAAGCUGCGACCCGGACUAAAAACUCCUAAGCACACGUCUAUGCCACUUACUUAAAUAUUAUCUACGUAUGUCGACAUCUUGCCCCACUGACGCGUACUGUAGCUGCACAAGCUAAUAUCCGUCUUUAUUAUUUAGCAGAUCAACAUAACACAUUCAAGUCGUGCAUCACGGGGUCCCAUAACGCUGACAGCCGGGGACCACAUGACACUCCGCUUGUUGCAAGACGAGCAUUCGGAGCUUUCGUCGUCACAGUUGGAUGUGGUGCAUGCAGUCAUUUUGAGCUGCUGCGCGCUGUCGCUCAUUGGGUGCUUGUACAUCAUUCGACAUCAUUACAAAACUGCUAGAUUACAUAGUGGCGUCUCAAUGGUACAAAAGAUGGUGGUCGUCCUCUCGGUGCUUG